CCCAUCACGAGUUUUCACCUUCUCCGCCUCCGCGCUCAAGCUCGCAUCUUCUUGGGCUUUCUGAAAUCCCUUUUGAUUUUCUAGGGUUUUCGCCGGCUCUCCUUGCCUAGAUCGCUCCGGAGAUUUGGUAGGGAUGGCGGAGGAGCAGCCCGCCGUCGCAUCACCUGCGCAGUUCCCGCCUGCUGGGCCGAUCGGAAGCUCAGUGAUCCCGAUCGUAAAUAAGCUCCAGGAUAUCUUCUCUCAGCUCGGAAGUUCUUCCACGAUUGAUCUUCCUCAGGUGGCGGUUGUGGGCAGCCAGAGCAGUGGGAAAUCAAGCGUACUUGAGGCACUCGUUGGCCGUGAUUUCUUGCCUCGCGGGACGGACAUUUGCACGCGGAGGCCGCUGGUUCUGCAGCUCGUGCACUGGCCUCGUCGGGCAGAUGCGGCUGAGGGCGACGAGUGGGGGGAGUUUCUUCACUUGCCUGGGAAGAGGUUCUAUGAUUUCUCGGAUAUCCGGAGGGAGAUACAGGCUGAAACAGAUAGAGAAGCAGGAGGAAAUAAGGGAGUUUCAGACAAGCAGAUUCGUUUGAAGAUAUUCUCACCCAAUGUUUUAAAUAUUGCUUUGGUCGAUCUGCCUGGAAUAACCAAAGUGCCUGUUGGUGACCAACCAAGUGAUAUCGAGUCAAGAAUACGAACCAUGAUUGCAUCCUACAUCAAACAUGAGACUUGCAUAAUCUUAGCAGUUUCACCAGCAAAUGCAGAUUUAUCAAAUUCUGAUGCACUUCAAAUGGCAAGGACAGUUGAUCCAGAUGGUUCCCGGACUAUUGGUGUCAUCACAAAGUUGGAUAUAAUGGAUAGAGGUACUGAUGCUCGCAAUUUCUUAAUGGGAAAGGUGAUCCCUCUAAGACUUGGUUAUGUGGGUGUAGUGAAUCGUAGUCAACAGGACAUUAACCAGAACCGAAGUAUCAAAGAAGCAUUAGCCAAUGAAGAAAGCUUCUUCCACACUCAUCCUGUAUAUCAUGGUCUCUCUCAUUGUUGUGGAAUUCCUCAAUUGGCAAAGAAAUUAAAUCAGAUAUUGGUGCAACAUAUCAGAGCAGUUCUACCAUCUCUCAAGUCUCGUAUAAAUUCUCAGUUAGUAGCUGUUGCAAAAGAACACGCAACCUAUGGCGAUGUUGCAGAAUCUAAGGCUGGCCAGGGAGUCAGACUCUUGAACAUGCUUACAAAAUAUUGUGAAGCUUUUUCUUCGAUGGUAGAAGGAAAAAAUGAAGAAUUAUCAACAGCUGAGCUUUCUGGUGGGGCACGAAUUCACUACAUCUUCCAGUCAAUCUUUGUGAAGAGUUUAGAGGAAGUUGAUCCAUGCAGUGAUGUAACUGAUGAAGACAUUCGAAUGGCCAUCCAAAAUGCCACUGGUCCUAGAAGUUCCUUAUUUGUCCCAGAGGUGCCAUUUGAAUUUCUUGUGCGAAGGCAGAUUGGUCGUUUGCUUGAUCCAAGCCUUCAAUGUGCGAAAUUUAUAUAUGAUGAAUUAAUCAAGAUGAGCCACUGCUGCUUAGCUAGUGAGCUGCAGCGAUAUCCUUUUCUUAGAAAGAAAAUGGAUGAGGUAAUUUGGAACUUCUUACGAGAGGGGCUUCAACCAGCAGAGACAAUGAUAACUCAUAUCAUUGAAAUGGAGAUGGAUUAUAUAAACACUUCUCAUCCAAAGUUCAUCGGUGGCAGCAAAGCUGUAGAGAUUGCACAGCAGCAAGUUAAAUUAUCAAGGGUAUCAGCUUCACUGCCUAGACCGAAGGACAUAGUGGACUCUGACAAGCUUCAAGCAUCCGAAAAAAGUCAAAAAUCUCGUGCGAUUCUUGGUAGAUCUGCUGCUAAUGGAAUUGUUUCUGAUCAGGGAGUUCGGCCUGCUGCAGACUCUGAGAAAUCUGGUGCAACAGGUAGUGUCACAGGUUCAAGUUGGGGCAUUUCUUCAUUAUUUGGUUCAACUGAGAGUCGAGCACCUCCGAGAGAAAGCUCUGGUAACAAGGCUUAUAACAAUACUGUGCAUACCGUGGAACAUUCAUUCUCAGCAAUUCAAUUAAAAGAGCCACCUGUUGUCUUGAAAAUGUCAGAAAAUCAGACAGAACAAGAGGCAGUGGAGGUAGCUAUCACAAAGUUGUUGUUGAAGUCAUAUUAUGAUAUUGUCAGAAAAAAUAUAGAGGACUCUGUGCCUAAGGCGAUUAUGCACUUCCUGGUUAAUCAUACCAAGCGAGAGUUGCAUAAUGUUUUCAUUAGGAAACUUUACAGGGAAAACUUAUUUGAAGAUAUGCUGAGAGAACCAGAUGAUGUUGCUGCAAGAAGGAAACGUAUCAGAGAUACACUACGAAUUCUGCAACAGGCCAACAGGACUCUGGAGGAGUUGCCUCUUGAAGCUGAAAGUGUAGAGAAAGGCUACAGUCUGGAGAAUGAUCCAACCGGUCUACCCAAAGUCCAUGGACUUCCAUCCUCAUUCUAUGCCAGCACUGAAUUCAGUGCUUCAUACAAUUCAUCACCUAAUCAUCCAAAAUCAAGGAGGCCUGCUCAUUCUGGAGAGCAAACACCAAUGUUCUAUCCAAACUCCGAUACCAAUGGAGGUGGGCAUCAUCUGGGUCCGGGUCUCUAUCCCACUGUUGAAAGCUGAACUACGAGGAAGACUGUUUUGGAGACCUAUUUCUGUGAUGGAAAUAUGGCAUAACCACAAUGGCGUCUGCUUCCGGGUAUUGCUAUUAUUGUCUUGAUAUUGAUUCUUUGCCAGCUACCUGGUCCAUGCCUACAGGCAUGGCAUCCGAGAUUUUUACAAUGUAUAGUUGAAACAUUACCUUCUGUAGGAUUUUGUUUUUUUUCUUUCUUUUUUGGACGUGCUGGGGCUCUCCUGGCAAAAAUAAUGUGAGCUUUACAUUUGCCUACUUGGGGGUUAGUGAGAGAAGCUCAGUUACGUGAUAACAGGCUCUUUGGUUGAUAUAAAGAGUAAUGUUUUUCCA
This is a messenger RNA of Dioscorea cayenensis subsp. rotundata (Guinea yam), 2966 nucleotides long. Its product is annotated as dynamin-related protein 3A-like. NCBI's taxonomy places the organism in Eukaryota, Viridiplantae, Streptophyta, Magnoliopsida, Dioscoreales, Dioscoreaceae. The transcript has 20 exons. Gene Ontology annotation, molecular function: GTPase activity; GTP binding; microtubule binding. The coding region runs from base 134 to 2626 and encodes 830 amino acids. Gene Ontology annotation, cellular component: membrane; cytoplasm; microtubule. The record is from RefSeq and is a predicted model, not a curated record.